Molecule: messenger RNA, 3904 nt
Organism: Xyrauchen texanus (razorback sucker)
Lineage: Eukaryota; Metazoa; Chordata; Actinopteri; Cypriniformes; Catostomidae
Product: paired box protein Pax-7-like
Exons: 9
Coding region: 331-1851 (506 amino acids)
Biological process (GO): anatomical structure development; regulation of transcription by RNA polymerase II
Molecular function (GO): RNA polymerase II cis-regulatory region sequence-specific DNA binding; DNA-binding transcription factor activity, RNA polymerase II-specific
Source: RefSeq, a predicted model, not a curated record
UCAGACCUUUUAAGAAAACACUGCAAAGAAUUAAGUAACCUUUGUUCACUCGAGAGCAUUUGGAGUACCCCUAUUUGGCGCGCGCUGCAUCUUGUUUCUGCAGUAGUUGUUUCGCUCAUGACCCCCACGAGAGGACAGAAGUGUUUAUCUUUGUUUGAUUUGUUUUGGAGGUUUCACAUCUCCUCUAAGGUCUGGUUGGAUAUUUUUUUAUUUUCCACUUUUUGAAAAAGAGGACUUCAGUACAUUUUUAGUCAAGCAACACCAAGUCUGGACUUGCUUUAGCAGUUUAAACAUCAGCCUUAUUGUGCCUCGUCAGUUAUUUAAAGUAGAAUGUCAUCUUUAGCGGGAACAGCACCACGAAUGAUGCGACCGGCUCCUGGACAAAACUAUCCCCGCUCUGGAUUCCCACUGGAAGUUUCAACUCCUCUGGGUCAAGGUCGGGUGAAUCAGCUUGGCGGAGUAUUCAUCAAUGGCAGACCUUUGCCAAAUCAUAUCCGCCACAAAAUAGUUGAGAUGGCUCACCACGGCAUCCGUCCAUGCGUGAUCUCCCGACAACUUCGUGUUUCCCACGGUUGUGUGUCCAAAAUCCUUUGCCGCUAUCAAGAAACUGGUUCGAUCCGUCCUGGAGCAAUUGGAGGAAGUAAACCCAGACAGGUGGCAACGCCUGACGUGGAAAAGCGAAUCGAAGAAUACAAGCGCGAAAAUCCUGGUAUGUUCAGUUGGGAGAUUCGGGACAAACUUUUGAAGGACGGUGUGUGUGACAGAAGCACAGUUCCCUCAGGUGAGGCCUCAUCUGUAAGUUCUAUUAGCCGGGUUCUCCGCGCGCGGUUCGGCAAGAAAGACGACGAGGAAGAUUGUGACAAAAAAGAUGAAAGUGGGGAAAAAAAAACUAAGCACAGCAUUGACGGAAUACUGGGAGACAAAGGUCGAAUUGAUGAUGGCUCCGACGUGGAGUCUGAACCGGACCUGCCCCUGAAAAGAAAGCAGAGGCGCAGUCGAACCACCUUCACAGCUGAGCAGCUAGAGGAGCUGGAAAAGGCCUUCGAGAGGACACACUACCCAGAUAUCUACACAAGAGAAGAGCUAGCCCAGAGAACUAAGCUCACUGAGGCUAGAGUACAGGUUUGGUUCAGCAACCGACGAGCAAGGUGGCGUAAACAAGCUGGAGCUAAUCAACUGGCUGCAUUUAACCACCUGUUACCUGGUGGUUUUCCACCCACAGGGAUGCCCACUCUACCAACAUAUCAGCUUCCUGAGUCCACCUACCCAUCAACAACAUUACAGCAAGAUGGCAGUGGCACAGUUCACCGACCACAGCCCUUGCCCCCUUCUACAAUGCAUCAGGGCGGGCUCUCCAGUGACAGCAGCUCGGCCUACGGGCUCUCAUCCAAUCGCCACAGUUUCUCCAACUACACUGACACCUUCAUGAGCCAGUCAGCAUCCAGCAAUCACAUAAAUCCUGUGAGCAAUGGGCUCUCCCCACAGGUGAUGAGCAUCCUAAGCAACCCCAGUGCCAUGGCCCCUCAACCCCAGCAUGAGUUCUCCAUCUCCCCCCUGCACAGCAGCCUGGAGGCCUCCAAUCCCAUCUCAGCCAGCUGCAGCCAGCGCUCUGAGCCUAUCAAAACCGCCGACAGCCUCACAUCCUCCCAGUCCUACUGCCCUCCCACGUACAGCACCACCAGCUACAGUGUGGACCCUGUCACUGCAGGCUACCAAUACAGUCAAUAUGGCCAGACUGCAGUGGAUUACCUGGCCAAGAAUGUGAGCUUGUCCACACAGAGAAGGAUGAAGCUGGGAGAACACUCGGCUGUGCUCGGACUGCUGCAGGUGGAGACGGGACAGGCAUAUUGAUGGAGCUGAACAUCCACCCUUUUGUUUCACCAGCAUCCCUUCAUCCUAUUGCAGUGCCCACAUGUGGCCGAUCUGCUGAGAGUGUACACGACCAAGAAAAAUCACAGGCAGUCUUAGACUCUUUACCUAUGGUAACGUGAAUACAAAAGCCAUUCCACAAAAAACGGACACUGUUGUGCCACAUCUCCUUACUCGUCCAGAUCCUUUCUCUCUUUCACAACAAAGAGACCUUUUCAGAGCUUCAUAAAGCCGAGGGAACAUGAGGAUUAAUUGUCUGAGCACAAAUCACUAAAACUCUGCCCAUUGGUCUCCAAUGAUACCAUACAUAGGCAAAAUUUGUAGCCACUUUACCAUUCCAUUCUAUUUGGACCAUGUUGUUUAUAGAACUGAAAAUGAUGGUAUUAUAAUUAUAUUUGUUAUUAUAAAUGUGGUUGUUCCUAUUGCUGUUGCAUUUACUAUUGUAAUUACUCUUUGUUUACAUGUUGCUUUUUUAUUUUUUUCUCAUGUUUAGUUAAUGUUUCUAUCUUAACCACAAGGCCUUGCUUUGUAAUAUAAAAUUUCUGUGGAGACACAUGGAGUGACACUGAUAACUUUGCAGGCUGUUUGCAAAGUGCAUGUGGUUUGCUCAUGUUAGUGGUAAGCCUGACAUUCUAAAAGAUCUGGGAUAGUUAGUGGGGCUUCUGGAUUGGUGGAACUUUGGGAGAAUGGCUAAUGAUGUCUCAGAUCUCAGCCAUUAUCCUCACCUUGUGCUGAUGUUUAGGCCACUUAAGUAAUUUCAACAAUUUAGAAUAACAUGUCAUAGAUGAGUCAGGGCAGCCUGCAACCUGCCCUAUUCAAUCAAGGGUGAAUUAUCAGUGUUAUUUUUAAUAAUUUUCUCUUAAAAAAUAUAUGCUAUCCUAUAAUGAUGACCAAAUCAUUAGACCAAAUCAUAAAAAUGUCAAAUAUGAACAAAACAGCAUGAAUGCACAAAGAUUGUUCUCUGUGGUAAUUAGUAUUACCAUUAAUCUCUCUAAUGAAAUUAAAUUCUCUUGACAAUAAGGGUAGAUGACAACAUUUAAUUAAAUGUAACUUAUGCUUCUCUGCUAUUCAUGGCAAUUGUUGUCAAUUAAUUGAAAUGCAAUGACAUACCAAAAAACAAUCAAUUAUCAACCAUUGAAAAGCAAUCUGCAAACACACAUUUCAAAAGUUAUGUAGAUUUUGUUGUUCAAUGGUAGCACUUCUAAUUGAUUGAUGAGUAUCUUUUGUCUGUAUAGUCAAUGUAAAAUAACAAAGUGAAUUGAACUGUGGAAUGGAAAUCAAAUGUUUUUAGAACAAACCAUUCUUUGAGAGAAAAGGAAUCAUGGAAAUAUUUGAAGUCUUAAUUCAUUAUUACAUUUAAAUCCAUUGUGUUUUGAGGAAAAGAAGCAACACAGCCAUUUUUGAAUGUCAGACCUUCAAAAUAUAUAGGUAUUCCAAGAAUUAUAAUUGAGAGAUGGAGAGAAUAAAUUAUCACAUUUAUAGCUUUUUGUGUUUACAUUUUGUUUGCAACCAUGGCUACUUUUCCCCACCUUCUUAACCUUGGUGUCCAAGAUGAAAUGUCACUGGAGAUGCCCUAAGUUGCCAUUCAUUCAGGACAAAUACCGAAAAAGAAACAAAUUACCAUGUGCCAACUUAAGACUGAGGACAUUUCCAUUUUAUCACUUAAAAUAUUUUGUAGUACAAUGUAAAUAAAAAAGACAAAAAAGAAAUGUGAAUAAUUAUCUUUUUAGUGUGUAGCACUCAUUUCUAAUGCAAGCAUUAAUCUACCUUUGGGAUAUUUAUAGCACUAUCGGACUGGGUGAUACACCUUUCCAAAAUAUCUUUCCAACCUCAGUUGCUCUUUUUUUUUUUUUUUUGCAUAUGUAAAUUCCUUUUCAUACAUUUCUGUUCAGCAUGUGUGUAUAUUACCAUGGCAUAAUUUAUUCAGCUGUAUUAAAUAUUAGCAUAGUGGGAACUUGUAUUGGCAUUUACUACCUUCAGCCUGUUAGUGUCUUUUAUGUAGCACUGGCAUAUCUGUUAUGGAUUAAAGCUCAAA